Molecule: messenger RNA, 225 nt
Organism: Leptosia nina
Lineage: Eukaryota; Metazoa; Arthropoda; Insecta; Lepidoptera; Pieridae
Source: the annotation of a GenBank genome assembly
AUGUCUUCAACUUCAUCUAAAAUAGUCCUGGCCUUAUCCUUUAUCAUAAGCGGAGGCAUUGUUACUUAUGUUCAUGUUAAACAACAAAUGGACAGGGAUAGGAUGCAUGAAGGAGUAAUAAAAGAUACAGAAAGACAGCAAAAAAGGAAAAUAGAAAAUCUUUACAUACUUGAAAAGCAAAAUGAAUUGACAAAACAGCUCAAAAAGGAUUUAGGUAGUUCUUAA